AUGUUCACCACAUGCAUACACGGUUCUGAUUCCAAGAUCCACUGCAAUGAGAAAGACAAGCAAAUCCUUUUGAACUUCAAAAAUGGAGCCAUAGAUCCAUCAGGCCUCCUCUCUACAUGGUCUUCUCAACAAGAUUGCUGCCAUUGGUAUGGAGUUUGUCUCUCGGGUGACAUCCCCAUAUCUUUGUUGCAAAUGGAAUUUUUAGAACACUUGGAUUUGAGUAACCAUGAUUUCUUAGCUAUGACAUAUAAUUCCAUGAAUAGUCCAAGUUGUCAUAACCUUUCAUUAGGUAAUCUUCCUUAUCAGUGUGAAAACUCUUCAAGUCUUCAUUACCUUGAUCUAUCAGGUAAUUUAAACAUUCUAAUUCACAAUUUGGAAUGGCUUUCUAGUGCUUCCUCAUUGAAAUAUAUUGACCUUAGUGGUAUUGAUCUUCGCACGGAAACUAAUUGGGUCCAGUUAAUGGCUAUGCUUCCAUCAUUGUCAGAGUUGUACUUGGUUGAUUGUCAUCUUGAUAACAUGAGUCCUCUUCAUUUUGCUAAUUUUACUGCACUUGAAGUUCUUCAUCUUUCCGUGAAUGCAAUUCACUCAGAGGUGCCUAAUUGGUUAUUCAAUCUUACUUGUGAUAUCUCUUAUAUUUACCUAGACAAUAAUCUUUUGAGAGGUGAAUUACCUAAGGCAAUGCCAAAUUUUCAAGUCUUGAAAUACUUGGUUUUGUCUAACAAUGAUUUAAAUGGACCAAUUCCAGAUUGCUUAGGUAAACUUGAGCAUCUCACAUACCUUGAUUUUUCUUCAAACUUAUUUUCUGGACCUCUUCCUAUAAAUUUGGGAAACUUGUCAUCUUUAGUUGCCUUAAAGGCCACGUCUAACUACUUUACAGGAGUUGUGUCUGAAAAACAUUUCACAAAUCUAUCAAAUUUAAAGUUCUUGUUUGUGGAAUCACCAGACAUCAUCUUUGAUUUUGACUUACAUUGGAUACCUCCUUUCCAACUUGAUGGUGUAUUUUUGGGUCCUGUUGGCCCUAAAACUCCUCAAUGGUUGUAUACACAGACAUCUCUCAAGUCCCUUGGUUUUGCGAACUCAAAAUUUUCAUUUGAGACUGGAGACAAGUUUUGGAGUUUUGUAUCCAAAAUUGAACUUCUCCAAUUGGUGGGCAACUCAAUAGAUGGGGACUUGUCAAAUGUGUUGCUUAAUUCUUCUUUCAUACAACUAUCAUCAAAUAAUUUGAAAGGUGGUCUCCCUAGAUUAUCAUCAAGUGUACGCGUUUUCAUGGUAGACAACAACUCUCUAUCAGGAUCCAUGGUUCCCCUUUUGUGCCAUGACAUGGACAGAAGAAGCAAUUUGGAGUACUUGGACAUGUCCAACAACAAAUUAUCUGGAGGGCUUACAGAUUGCUGGACGAAUUGGAAAUCGUUGCUUCAUAUCAAUCUAGGAAACAAUGAUCUGAGUGGCAAGAUUCCCCCAUCAAUGGGAUUGUUGGAAAAUCUUACAUCACUCCAUUUGCAUGAGAAUAAUUUCUCUGGAGGCAUACCUCUCUCACUACAAAAUUGCCACUCCUUGUUGAUCCUGAAUAUAACAGAAUCUCAGGACACAUACCAAGCUGCAUAA
Arachis ipaensis is the source of this 1605-nucleotide messenger RNA. The record is from RefSeq and is a predicted model, not a curated record. NCBI's taxonomy places the organism in Eukaryota, Viridiplantae, Streptophyta, Magnoliopsida, Fabales, Fabaceae.